Molecule: messenger RNA, 5658 nt
Organism: Dermochelys coriacea (leatherback sea turtle)
Lineage: Eukaryota; Metazoa; Chordata; Testudines; Dermochelyidae
Gene: ZFYVE28
Product: zinc finger FYVE-type containing 28
Biological process (GO): negative regulation of epidermal growth factor-activated receptor activity
Cellular component (GO): early endosome membrane
Molecular function (GO): metal ion binding
Source: RefSeq, a predicted model, not a curated record
GGGAUCCAUGUUAGGCAAAUGAGCAGCCGAGCGGGAGGGGUGCGCGGGGAGGGGGCCCCUCGAGGCCGCCUUCCAAUUGGUCCCAGAGCAGAGAGCGCUGGCCAGAGGCAGCGCACGGGGCUUGAGCGGGUCCGCCCGUGCGCAGGCGCACGCGGCUGCUGGGAGCUGGUGGCGGCGGUGGAAUGUUUUGGGGGUUGUCAAUGAAGAGAGGCGCCGCCGCCGCCGCCGCCGUUGCUGGCCGGUGCCUGGGCAGGUCAGCCUGAGGGACGCUCCUCCACAGCCGGGCAGAGCCUCCCUCGCGGCUCCUAGCCUGACUGGGGCUUGCCAGCCCCGCAGAGCAGCCUGAGGAGGGGACGGGGUUUCGGCUGGUCCCCACAGCCGCCUGCGGUGCCGCGGGAGAGGGAUCCGCAAACGCCCCCCCCCCCACCCCACCAGCAGCCGGGGGCGGGAAGCGGCCUGAGAGGCGGAGGCAGCAGCGGGGGUGAUGAUGAACAGGUUCAGAAAGUGGCUCUACAAGCCCAAGAGGACUGACCCGCAGCUCCUUGCUCAGUUCUACUACGCAGAUGAAGAACUAAAUCAAGUAGCAGCUGAAUUGGACUGUUUGGAUGGAAGAAAAGACCCACAAAGAUGCACAUUGCUAGUCAACCAAUUCCGCUCUUGUCAGGAUAAUGUUUUAAAUAUCGUAAAUCAAAUCAUGGAUGAAUGCAUUCCACAUGAACGGGCCAACCGGGACUUCUGUGUUAAAUUUCCAGAAGAAAUACGCCAUGACAACCUUGCAGGGCAGCUUUGGUUUGGAGCAGAGUGCUUGUCUGCUGGUUCCAUUAUUAUGAAUCGUGAAAUUGAGAGCAUGGCUAUGAGACCAUUGGCCAAGGAUCUGACCCGCAGCCUGGAGGAAGUUAGGAACAUUAUUCGCGACCAGGCCUUAAGGGAUUUGAAUCUUUACACAGAAAAAAUGAAAGAGUCGCUUAAAAAUUUUGAUGUCCUUUUUGCUGAAUUUGAGUUAAGUUAUGUAUCAGCCAUGGUACCUGUAAAGUCUCCAAAAGAGUAUUAUGUACAGCAAGAGGUAAUCGUGCUUUUUUGUGAAACAGUAGAGAGUCAGAUUGUGGUCAAAGAAAAAUGGAGACUAUGGCUGCCUGGUGGAAACAUGGGCUUGGGAGAAGGAAAGGAUGAGAGACAUGGGAAUUCUGAGCAGGGACUUACUCAGAGAGCUUUAAAGCUUGGAUACCUCACUCAGGAUAUGAUUGAUGACUAUGAACCAGCAUUAAUGUUUACCAUCCCAAGAUUAGCCAUUGUAUGUGGGCUUGUAGUUUAUUCUGAAGGACCAUUGAACUUGGACCGCAAGCCAGAAGAUAUGUCUGAGCUUUUCAGACCCUUCCACACUUUGCUAAGGAAAAUAAGGGAUCUGCUUCAGACCUUAACUGAUGAUGAGCUGCAUACACUGGAACGUAACCUAUGCAUAUCCCAGGAUGUGGAUUUUUCUGUCAGAACAGAUCCUGAAGUGCCCACUGUCAGUACAACUGCCUUAGCUGCACCUUUGCCUGCUAAGGAGCUUUCAGCAAAAGCUGAAAACACAGAGGCUGAGCUAGCCUGCUCUAUGCAGUAUGAUGAACAGGAAUUGGAACAGCUGAAUAGGAUGGUCCACAGGGUUGGAGAUGAGAUGUCUUCCCUGCUUUCCCCACCAAGUGUCUCCCAGUCUCCAGCACACAGACCUGGCAUAAGAAAUGGCUCCAGCACAGAGACCUCACCUAACAGGCAACGUUUUGACAACUUAACAGACGAAGAGGAGAGAGUGUUUUUUAUGGAUGAUCUGGAUGGAGCAGGAGAAGCUCUUGCUGGGUUGGAUUCAGACAAUGACACGUUUGCAUGGGUGAAUAACCCUUGCCACAAUUCAAAGCAGAGUGUGCAGUACAGGGACCCUCUACUGUAUGACAAUGGUCAUGAAACAGAAGAGACUUUACUUUUAAAAGAGGCAGAAAACCAUUUAAGCAAUAACAACAAUAUUGAAGAUAGCAAACAGAUGACUUGUAUCUCAAUUCAAAAUUCGUGCAGUUGUUUAGAAGGUCCUGAUUCACAAUUAUACCUCAAUGGCUGGGAUACAUAUGUUGAUGCAGAGACAGCAGAAAUGAUAGCCCAUAGGACAGGUGGAAUGAAGAUAUCUGCUACUGUAAUAUUUAAUCCCAAAUCUCCCUCUACUUCAGAAUCCCUAGUGACAACACCAGAAGUAGCUAUCAGUUGUGUUCCUGGGUCUUCUGAUUCUUUAGUUGAUGAAGAGGAGAGUGAAUCCCAUAAGCUCAGUAUAGCUGCCACAAAUUGUCUAAUUAAUUCCUGUGUGUGUUGUGGCAGCUGUGAAGACAGUAGGGAGGAUAAUAUUGACGGUUUAAAGACCAGACAUUCCCCAGGAAAAGUUAUAAAUGCUUCUCAUAGUUUAGUAAAAUCUAAAGAAAAGGACCAUAUAGAUAAACUCGAUUGUGCAAUCUCUGCAGAGGAGGCAUUAAAAACUGAAACGUCUCCUGCUUUGCUAGCAGAAGGAGAUUCUGGCAGAGAAGAACAGAAACUAUCUAACUCCUCUAAGUGCCUGGCACAUUCCUCAGGUUCACAGCUGGGAGAAGAAAAUGGAUCACAAGUAGAGGUGGAAAUCUCAAAUCAGCAAAAGAAAUGGGAGAAAAGAAGGCAGCCAAGUCAAAAGCAAUCAGAGAACAAUGAAGAAAGUAGUAGUGAAAGAAUAGCAAAGGAUGACAUUAAAUCAAGAUCCAGUGCAAGUUCUCAGGAUGGCUUACGUGAUUCCCCCCUCAGCUCCAUCUCCAGCAGUGACUAUGACAGUGUUUCUGUCACUACAUGUAGUCUCUCCAGCAUAUACGCUCUGAGCAGUUUAAUGACCAGCUCCUGUUCAUCUGAUGACACUGAUCAGGAGGAAAUCCAGCUUGCCUUGCAGGCAGCUAAAAUUGCUACCAGAGAAAAGAUCAGAUCCCGAUUUCAUGGCAGCAAUGACCUUAUUCACCGACUCUUUGUCUGCAUCUCAGGUGUGGCUGACCAGCUGCAGACAAACUAUGCCAGUGAUUUGCGUAGCAUCUUAAAGACCUUAUUUGAAGUGAUGGCAACCAAACCCGAAACGGAGGACAAGGAAAAGCAAAAGAAAGUUAAUCAGGGUUUAAGGAAUGCCACACUGGAAGAUUGUGCUUUAUGCCAGGAAACCAUAUCAUCUUCAGAACUUGCAGCGAAGGCCAGAGAUGGAGACUUUGAAGAUCCUCCUGAAUGGGUACCAGAUGAAGUCUGCAGCUACUGCACUGCAUGCAAAGCGCCUUUCACAGUAAUUCGCAGGAAACACCAUUGCAGGAGCUGUGGCAAGAUCUUCUGCUCUCGCUGUUCCUCUCACUCUGCUCCAUUACCUCGCUAUGGUCAGAUGAAGCCUGUCCGUGUCUGCACUCAUUGUUACAUGUUCCAUGUCACUCCUUUCUACAGUGACAAAGCUGGUAUCUGACAUAAUAAACUAGUGAUGUACCUAUUGGAGUCUUAUAUGGACUGAUAUUACAUUUGAUCUAAGCCAAGUAUUAACUUGAAAGAAGGACCUUGUGUGGGCAUGUAGCCUUUGUCAUCCAUUACUAUAAAUUUUGUACAGGCAGUUUUUAUUGUAUUUUAUUAAGCUGCUAAAGGGAAGCAUGAAGCGUCUGUAGCUGUUAGGCUACAGUACAGUCUUCCAUAAAUUUCUAAUGUUAAUGUUACAAUACCAUAUGCAGAAUAAAGCGCACUGCGUGGAAAGAUAUAGGGCUCAGAGAAUUGAACAAAUGUUGCUGCUUAUUUUACAUAUUAAGAACAGAGUAGGUGGUUGAUUCUAACUUACUCAUCACAGCAAAUCAUUUCCAAAGCUGCGGCACUUCUGCAUUCACUCCUGUUCUGGGAUGCUUCUGAGUGUGAAGGUCAGCUCUUUCCCGUCGAUUGCUAUUUAGCUUUUCCGUUGUUGGAUAUAAGCUACCUAAGCUAACAUUAAUUGAGGCAAAAUAUUUCAAACUUACAUUCAGUAUUCAUGUAGGCAAAAUUCUCUUUGAACCAAAUAGGAAGAACUGAAGUUUACAGAGCAGGACAUUUCUGUUGCCUUUCAUUUAUUCAUCACAGCAACAAUUCAGUGUCUUCUAAAAAUUAAUUCUUACAUAUUUUAAUUUAAUUCUAUAUAAUUUGUGAUGCUUGAAGUUGUUUACACGCAGCAUAGUUCAGACUAAUUCCUGGUAAUAAAAAUAUAACAUGUGAGAGAGACUUUGGUUUGCAAUAUCAAUAAUAAAAUACUAACUAAAAAACAGCUCCAGAGGAGAUAAUCAACAAAUUAAGGAAUUACUGUUAAAAAAAAAACAAACACAUAUUUUUGGAAAAGUUAAGCACUAUAAAUGUCACAUGUUACAGAACUUAUCCCAAGCUGUGUUUUUUAAAUUUUUAAAAUGAUUUUCUAAUGGCGAACAUUAAACAAUACUGUAUAUUUUUAUUCAAAAGGUCUGAAAUAUUGGCCUAACAUCUGAAGUUUCUUAUCGUCCAUAGUUGGCUGAAUAAUUUUGUAAAAUAUUUCAUACUCUUACUUUAGAUCACUCUGCUACCACCCCAGAAGACAUUUACAUUUAUUUUAAGCACCAUGAAUAGAUUUUGGUUCUCCUUGGAUUGGAAAAAAAUUCACAUAGAUUCAUGCAAUGAUCUAGCACAAAGAGAUGUGUGAGUACUGGAUUUUCAAAGAUGUUUGGACAUGCUUUGAGUUAGCCACAUUAAAAGAACAAUGCAGCAUGCUGUGGUUAGAGAGGAAAUUAUAGCAAGAGCUUUUUGUGGUAUCCCUUUUGGUGACUUGCAGUUUCACACAGUGUUUCAAGCCGACAGAGAAGAUAAAAAAGUUGUGUGUGCUGUUUUGCUCAAGAAGGGUCCUCAUUUAAAAUGAUAAAGAAAAACUAGUCAGUGUUUGUUUGUGUGUAUGUGUGUACAUUCCCUUUGCUUUGUGAUUUUUUUAUCCAAUGCAAAUGAGCCGUAUAAGGGUAUACAGCUUGUUGAAAUUGCUGCCAUAUAAAUUAGAUUAAACAGCUUCACUAGUUUAUGUGAAAUGCACAAGCCUUAUGAAGCUAGCUGUGGGUAAAUUCAGCUGUGAUAUGUUCUCACUUUAUUUAUAUAUAUGUUUUUUGCAAAGUCUCUUUCACAUAAUCCUCAGAUUGGAGUGUCACCAUUCACCAGAGUUUAGCUGGCUCAGGGUGGAUAGCUUAGAUGUGAGGUGGGUCUUACAAGCAGUGAUACUUAUUCAGGCUUAAAUCUCAGGCUUCACAUUGCAAUGAUUAUUGCAGUUUUAUUUUUUGAGAAACAACAAAUCUAAUGCUUCUUUUAUAGGAUGAAAAAAAUAAAAUGCAACCAACUUCAAUUGUGAAAUAAAUAUACACAAAAGUUGCUUCUGUGAAAAAAAUCUCAUUUAAUGGACUGAAUAUUAUUUAUUCAAGCUUGUUUUUAUUUUGUAAAUGCUGUAAUUCAGAAUCAUUUCCAUAAAUAUGAUAUUUAACAAUCUCAGACACUAUAGUUUCUUAUGUAAAUACAAACUCCUAUUUCUCUUACUGAAAAGCACAAUGACUAUAUCAAUACUAAAAUGCAUUUGCCUCAAGGAAGACUUUCGUCUUGUAAUCUCUUCAAAUAAUUAAAAUGUCAAGA